This is a messenger RNA of Austrofundulus limnaeus, 2176 nucleotides long. RefSeq names its product somatostatin receptor type 5. The record is from RefSeq and is a predicted model, not a curated record. Bases 462 to 1898 code for a protein of 478 amino acids. Gene Ontology annotation, cellular component: plasma membrane; neuron projection. The transcript is spliced from 4 exons. Gene Ontology annotation, biological process: neuropeptide signaling pathway. Lineage: Eukaryota; Metazoa; Chordata; Actinopteri; Cyprinodontiformes; Rivulidae. Gene Ontology annotation, molecular function: neuropeptide binding; somatostatin receptor activity.
UUCCUGCGGAUGUGUCUCUCAAGGGAAAAACUUAUUUGUGCCUAAGUUCUGAGCGCGGAGUCAGGAUGCUGCAGCACCCCAGCAGAGCUGUUACCUAGUUACAGGCUGCGGUGUGAGGCUGAGCGACCUGCAGGCGUCUGGUGAUGAUGCUGCGCAUCACUUCCACUCCGGGAGCAGACGGAGAGGAAAGUCGGGAGGAUGAGAACAAAACGCAGCCCGGCAGGAAACACAGCGACUGAUGAGGCUGCGUCUCGCCGCGUGUUUUCACCCACGAAUCCUGCAGGAAGCCUCCGAGGAAGCCACGUCACGGAGCGGAAAGUCUGAUGAAAGGCUGGAAGAGACUCGGGGGCACCUGUGAUCUGCAGAAAUGAGCCCACACACAAACUGCUCCAACAACUCAACAAAACAGAUGGGAGGCAGCUGAAACAUCAGAGAGACACAUCGACAGGAAGAGCACAUCCAUGGGUGACGUUUCACUUCCUGGUGAGAUGUCGGCUGAGGCGUGGGAAAACGACAGCCUGCUCAGCCCCUCCCCCCCUCUGCUCCUGCUCAUGCUCAACGACUCCGACCUGAACGAGACGCUGCUCAACGCCACCAACGCCACCUUCCUGGAUGUUUCCUUGGGUCCCAGCGUGGCCGGGGUCCUCAUCCCUCUCAUCUACAUCAUCGUCUGCAUCAUCGGCCUCGGUGGGAACACGCUGGUCAUCCACAUCGUGCUGCACUACUCAAAGAUCGAGUCGGUGACCAACAUCUACAUCCUGAAUUUAGCCAUCGCUGAUGAACUCUUCAUGUUCGGCCUGCCCUUCCUGGCCGUCCAGAACACCCUCCAGCUCUGGCCCUUCGGUUCCUUCAUGUGUCGCCUCGUCAUGACCGUGGACUCCAUCAACCAGUUCACCAGCAUCUUCUGCCUGACCGUGAUGAGCAUCGACCGCUACCUCGCUGUCGUCCACCCCAUCCGCUCCUCCAAGUGGAGGCGCCCUCAGGUGGCGAAAGUGGUGAACGGCACGGUGUGGGCGCUGUCCUUUCUAGUCGUCCUGCCCGUGGUGGUCUUCGCUAACAUCCAGAAGGCUGGGGGCACCUGUAACAUCGCCUGGCCCCAGCCGGCGAACAUCUGGAGGGCCGCUUUCAUAAUCUACACCUCCACCGUUGGAUUCUUCUGCCCUCUCCUCAUCAUUUGCCUCUGCUACCUGCUCAUCGUCUUCAAGAUCCGCAGCUCGGGUAAAAAGGUCCACGCCACCUCCACCAAGAGGAGAAAAUCAGAGCGAAAAGUGACGAGGAUGGUCGUGAUCGUUGUCGCGGUCUUCGUCUUCUGCUGGCUGCCAUUUUACGCCCUCAACAUCAUCAACCUCCUGGUCAGCCUGCCCUCGGAGUACCAGGGUCUUUACUACUUCGUGGUGGUCCUCGGGUACGCCAACAGCUGCGCCAACCCCAUCGUGUACGGCUUCCUGUCGGACAACUUCAAGAGGGGUUUCCGUAAAGCCCUCUGCCGCUCCACGAGGAAGGUGGAGAACCACGACCCCGGGGAGCACCAGCUGCAGCAGGAGGAGGGCAGGAGGGCGCUGAUGCCCAGGGAAAGCCUGAGACGAGCCAUCCGGGACGAAGACGAUGACGACGACGACGAGGUCGUCUCGGAAAUGACUGAAAUCUACAGGAUCACUCAGAACGGAAACUCCAGUGUCCAGCAGCAGCAGGUGUUCUCAGAGAGAGGAGCGGCGUCCGGAGCCACGGAGCCGUCGUCCCCGGACCGGACCGGCGGCGACGCCAAAGGAAAAGAUUCUGUGAACGGCUCCUCGCUGACUGUCCCCCUGCUUCUCAACGGAGCCAAGAACGGAAGCAUUAAAACUCUGCCGGAGGAAAACGCAGAUCAGAGUAACUCACUGGAAAUAAGUUAUUUAUAAUGUAAAAUAUGUUUGUUUUAUGUUCAUGAGGUGAAAUUAUGGUUAUCCUCAUCUCAAAUCUACAAACAUUUCAGGAAAAACUCAAAUGAGCCUCGAUUUAUUUCAUUUGAUCAAUGAAAUGUAGGAUUGUUUCUAAAUAUAUGAAGGUAUGGCGUGGUUUGAGGGCCAAAAUUAAGACUAUUGCAUGACCAGCAAUUACUACAUCCUUGUAGUGUAACCGUGCUGAACUUGGCCGUAACUUAGUCCAACUCGGUCCAAAUAAAAGAAAACCCAUUCUG